AAAAAAUACAAAUUAUACGGUUUGUAUUAUAUUGUUUGUUUUUUGUUAAAAUAUUCCUUCAUUGUUGCCAUCUAAGUACCAGCUAGCUUUGAUUACUCACCUCUGCAAUGGCUUGUGUCCAACAAGUUAGAACUUCACAGGAUACUCAGCUGUUACCUAAUCAGGUUCGCUCAGAGCAGCAGUCCGUGAUUGUUAUGAAGAGACUUCUCGCCAUCGCAGUGUCUGGGAUCACAUACCUGCGAGGCAUUUUCCCAGAGAAGGCCUACGGCAUCAAAUAUGUCGAAGAUCAGAAAGUGAUGAUCCUAAAAGAGGAACGCACCUGUCCUGGUGCCAACCAGAUUGUUAAAUGGAUGCAGGGAUGUUUUGAGGCCAUCCAGAAGAAGUAUGUAAGUCAAACUCAACCUUUUCCAUCAUGUCUGACUGAGUCACUGAAUUAG
Molecule: messenger RNA, 437 nt
Organism: Notothenia coriiceps (black rockcod)
Lineage: Eukaryota; Metazoa; Chordata; Actinopteri; Perciformes; Nototheniidae
Product: HORMA domain-containing protein 1-like
Exons: 5
Coding region: 108-437 (109 amino acids)
Source: RefSeq, a predicted model, not a curated record